This is a messenger RNA of Volvox carteri f. nagariensis, 1074 nucleotides long. RefSeq lists its product as uncharacterized. The transcript has 10 exons. The coding region runs from base 1 to 1074 and encodes 357 amino acids. Lineage: Eukaryota; Viridiplantae; Chlorophyta; Chlorophyceae; Chlamydomonadales; Volvocaceae. The record is from RefSeq and is a predicted model, not a curated record.
AUGGCUGCACGCUUCGAGGACGAUUCCCCUGCAUUCAAGGAAUGUGCGAACUGCGGCGCCACAGAUGACCUCCUGCGAUGCAGCCGCUGCCGUGCCGAAUGGUUUUGCUCACUGGGCUGUCACAAGAGCUGCCGGCCAAACGAGUUCGCAGACGCCAUGGAGGACAGUGACCCACGGUUCGCAUCGUGGCUGCGGCGGCAUGGCAAGCAGGCCAUUCUUAGAGACGUGGAGGUGGAGCGGCUAGAGCGGGCCGCUCGGGCAACCAGCGGACCCGGCCGCGAGGAUGUGAUGCAAGCCAUGUACGGCAGACUGGAUCCAAAACCUCAAGGCAGGUCUUCCCCGCCUGAUUCGCGCUUCGGCCACUUUGGCAUGUUUGGUGGGUUUGGCCGUUGUGACGUUACUUUGGAAGCCAACCCAAGGUCAGAUACCCGGUGGCCCGACCUGCGGCUGGCUCGUCUCUUGAGUCGCCAGGAGGCGGCAUGGUCUUCCAUCACCAUAGAGCCCGGCAUGGGCAUGGAGUGCGCCAGGUGCGGUGCAGCGAUGGCUCCGCGGCCCCGGGUGCAGCUCAAACCCACCUCCGUGUGUGUGUCGCUGGGCCUGGACGACCUGCCGAUCCUGUGCGGCCACCUGUACGGCACCAUCAAGGCGGAGGACAGCACCUGGUACCUUGAUGACGGUAUUCUGCACUUACAGAUGCUCAAGGUGCACCGGCGCGGCCACUACGCGCCCGGCACCUCCAACGCGGAUAGCUGGUGGCGCUCGCUGUGGGCGCACUGCCCGCCGGCUGAGACUCUGUCGCCGCAGCACCCGCCAACCAAGUACUACUGGUCCGAGUACGAGAACAACGACUUGCCGGCCCCACUGCCGGAGGUGCCGAGGUUAGCAACACAUUCGAAGCGAAAGCCGGUGCCCCGGCAGAACAUGGGCGACGGCUCCACCGCCACGCCAGAUGGACCACGGCUUCUCCCAGAGCCCUCGUCCAGGGAGGGGACCGCGGAGGCGACAGCGGGGGUGAUUUACCUCCAGAUUCAGACUCCAGAUUCAGACUCCAGAUUCGGCUCCAGAUACAUUUAA